This is a messenger RNA of Coprinopsis cinerea okayama7#130, 712 nucleotides long. RefSeq lists its product as hypothetical. The transcript is spliced from 6 exons. The record is from RefSeq and is a predicted model, not a curated record. Bases 41 to 613 code for a protein of 190 amino acids. NCBI's taxonomy places the organism in Eukaryota, Fungi, Basidiomycota, Agaricomycetes, Agaricales, Psathyrellaceae.
AGUCAUCUCAGUUACCACCGCUGGAAGUCGGCAGGCCCAAAUGUCUUCUAGCGCUAGCGGAACGGAUGCUCCAGUUUCUCAACCCAUGUCUCUCAAUGCAGAAGCAAUCGUCGCAGAUUUCAAGGCGUCCGGCGAGUUCGAGAAGCUCAAGACCGAGAUUCAUAGUCAAUUCAUGAGCGAUGAGUUUCUGGGUGCCCUUAGGAACCAGAUACAAGAGAUAGUCAAAAGUCGCAUUCAGAAUGACGAAAUGCUGACCUACAUGCCACAAGCGCAUGCGCUGGACGACUUGCAGCAGAAUAUCAACAGGGAUGGAGUCGUCGACCGCUUCAUAACCGAGGAAUACCUCACCAAGCUCUUCAGCGAAGAAGCUGUCUCUAAUCGCCUCCGCGAUUCACUAGAAAAUAUUAUCAAGGCCAAGAUGGAGGCGCUCAAAGGGUCUACCAACAAGCCAGAAGCGGAAGCCAAAAACGAGCAAAACCCUCCAAAGUCCGGUCCUGAUCCUUCUCCGGAGAAAACAGAAGAUGGGACUAAACCGGAUGGUCUACGAGUUUCAGAUGCCAUGGAAAUCGAUCCAAAGCCAGAUGGUACGGCAGAGCCCUCUCAAACCACGUAGCAAACCCCAGACCUAAGCUCUUUGAGUGCUGUGACUUGCCUAAGUCUUCUAUCGAACUUCACACUUCUCUAUUACAUUAUACGUCCAGAUUGCACGAAU